CUUCAACCCUCGUUUGACUUGGCUAAGCCAACGCCUUCUCGUACUAGUUCCCAUCGCCCUCUUUUGCUUAAGUGUAUCACAGCCAAGGGCUUGACGACGCCAAGCGUCAUGGCUGCCAGUGAACUGGAGCGGUUCCAUUGCGGGUAUUGUUCAGCCGACUUUCCGUCUAAGGUGUUGCUCGAGAGACAUAUCGACUUCUUUCGGAAGAGAGGCGAGGAGGCGGAGGAAUGCCGCGCUCACGCAAGCAACGGCGAGUUGGUGAUGGAAACAGAGGAUAUGGAGCCCUCAUUCCUCUUAUAUCCGCACGUCGAAUGUCCAUCACCAAAUUGCCGGAAGGGAUCUUCGGAGAACGGCAUAAUCGUUCGGACACAUUUCCUCGUGCAUAUUGACUGCGACGAGAUAUGCCUGGAUUGUCACAAGCACGUUUCUACCAACGCAUAUCAGUUCUUCAGGCAUGCAAUCAAAUGCCGGGGCAAGACACCGGAGAGACAACGCUACAUUCUUGACGUCAAAAAGUCCCUCUCUGUACGCCGGGAUAAACAACUACUCAAUAUGUUACAACAUGAUCCAAAGGCAGUUUAUAGCCGAAGGCUGAGCAAACGUAAACACCUCGAAGGCGAACAGUCCUCCUCCACACGGCAACUUCGAGACGGACCGAAACGAAACGGGGAGAGGGAGAUCAACGGCAGACAAGAUACGGAAGAACAGCAUGCGGCAGCCACAUUGUCAUCGCCAGCGGCUGAACCCACUGGCACAAUCGCAACAGAGGCGCCAGUGAUCAGCGAUGCUGCAGUCAUACACAGAAACAAGGCCAGCGAUCCGACAACCCAUGCACGUGCCGCACAGCUUCAGCCGUCCGAUGAACCGCAACGAUGGAUGCGAUCAAAGAUAUUGGCACACAUGGAGUCCAAGCUUGGGAGACUGGAUGAUCGCGCGCAGGAUUACGUUCAACAACUAACCCCACAACAGCUUCAAGAUUUGUUCAACGUCAUUUACAACGAUAUGGGAUUGCUCUAUCGUGAUUUAGAGAAAGCCGUCUCAGAGAUCCUGCUCUGUCUGUACAGCUCGAGGACCUACCGCGCGGAACGUGACAUGCAAACUACUCGAUCCUCAUGCAUGACUGUCGACGUCGACUUGAAAGGAGACUAUGAAGUCAAGAUCAAAGUGGGAAGAGUGCAUGGUUUGCUUUUUAUCAGACAGUAUAACAUCCUGAUGCAUUGUCUGUUUGCAGUGGAAGAGCUACAGUCCGAAGUAGGCCCAACCACAAUUUUUCGAGAAUGAGAACAGACUAGCCAGCGUUCUUGAAUUUAAAUCGCAU
This is a messenger RNA of Purpureocillium takamizusanense, 1318 nucleotides long. RefSeq lists its product as uncharacterized. The transcript has 3 exons. The record is from RefSeq and is a predicted model, not a curated record. The coding region runs from base 109 to 1281 and encodes 390 amino acids. NCBI's taxonomy places the organism in Eukaryota, Fungi, Ascomycota, Sordariomycetes, Hypocreales, Ophiocordycipitaceae.